UUUGUAAUACCAGUGACGCACUUCAAUACCGCCGGAUAAGGUUACUCGUCAAACGUUUGACGGAGUUAAACAGGGUCGCUCUCACAGCAUGCAACACUUCAAUAUGGCGUAUGCAAUGUUUUCAUCAAAAGAGAAAUAGUUUUUUUUGUGAUACGCCUUGAGCUGUAACUGCCGAAGAAAAUACCCACGCCAUUCUGCCGGAAAGUAUUCCAUGUUUUCGUGAGAAAUUGCCAGAGAUAUGACGUGUUUGGUCGGCCUGCAUUACUUGUUACUUGGAUUGAUCUGUUCAGUUUUUUGUCAAGUCCGGCAAGUGAAGGAUGAGAAUACCGGUCCAGCAUUUAUUCUCAACUCGGAUUUGUACUUGUCGGGACGAGUGAAGAGCCAGGAUGGACUGUUUGGUAUUUUCCGAGCGGAAAACAGCCAGCUCGGUACUAACUUGGUCGUUUAUGUCGACUUCAACAUGCAGGAAGUUGUUAUCCGGAUGCGCUCUAGAGACAGUCGAAGCUACAAGCUAACAUUUCCUGUUGAAGAGCUACGACAACGCGAGUAUUUCCUGUUAACAAUCCAUCUAAGCAAGUUAGGAACCACAUCAAACGGCAUAGCACUAUACAUAAACUGUCAGCUUAUUGGGCGAGACAACACUGAAGUCCCGCUAAGGGAAGGAUUGCUGGGGGAACCUACUAUUACGAAAGAUGAUGCCUUUAAUCUGUACACGAGUCCGUCCAUCGAUGCUGUCUUUCACAACCAAGGUUGUGACGACAUGCCCGAUCGGAUACUCACCGUACCCCCGCUUGUCAACACAGACAACGUUGCGAACGAGGUUCCACUACGCCCUCCACCAGUUAGCAGAAACUACGAAGAUGGAGGCGACCGUCUCACUCUUGACGGGAACAGAUACAACGAGGUUCCGAGGGCAGUUCCACACUCUGGUACUAAUUACCAUCACUUCCAGAGUUUGGCAACUACCAUGAGAGACUUAAGCUAUACAGUCCGACAGCUUCAGAGGGAAAUCCAAAUGCAGACUAGGGAGACCAAGUAUCUACGAGAGACCCUUCGUCAGUGUAGUAUGUGUCGCGGUCCCACCAUAGUGUUGCCAGAACAGGAUCGACGUAGAGAAAUUCCACUUCCACCAGAACGAACAUGCGCGCUCAAUCCUUGUUUUCGGGGUGUACGAUGCGUUGAUACAGUACGUGGGUACCGGUGUGGUGCAUGUCCAAGAGGGUAUCUUGGUAAUGGCAAACGGUGUGAACUUCCGCCUACUUGUGCUAUUAAACCGUGUUUUGAAGGCGUGACAUGUGAAGACACGCGUGCUGGUUACCAGUGUGGACCUUGUCCUCCUGGCAUGACAGGUGAUGGACGGAGGGGCAGUUGUCGAGUAAUUAGGAUUGGAUGUGAAACAAAUCCUUGCUUCCGAGGAGUGCAAUGUACGGACACAUCCGAGGGUUAUAGAUGUGCCAACUGUCCCCCAGGAAUGACAGGUGACGGACGGAUGGAUGGUUGCCAGGUGAUAAGGAUAGGUUGUGAAACAAAUCCUUGCUUCCGAGGAGUGCAAUGUACGGACACAUCCGAGGGUUAUCGAUGUGCCAACUGUCCCCUAGGAAUGACAGGUGACGGACGGAUGGAUGGUUGCCAGGUGAUGAGGAUAGGAUGCGAAACAAAUCCAUGUUUUACCCGUGUGGAAUGUAUCGACACGACCGAAGGAUUCAUAUGUGGUCCCUGUCCCUCUGGUAUGACGGGGGAUGGAUUAAAAGACGGCUGUGUCAUCGUCAGGAUUGGAUGUGACUCCAGUCCCUGUUUUCCCGGGGUCAAGUGCACCGAUACGGAAGAGGGAUUCCGAUGUGGUAAUUGUCCGAUUGGUUUCCAGGGCAAUGGCACAGUCUGCACUAAUGUAAACGAGUGUGAGCACCAUAACCCGUGUUCUGACUUAACAGAAUGUAUAGAUACAGUCCCUGGAUUCCAAUGUUCCGAAUGCCCACCGGGUUAUGUCGGAAAUGAUGUUGGAGGAUUUGGUGUGGAAAUGGCACAGAACCAGACACAGGUGUGUGAGGAUAUUGACGAAUGUAUGACUCUUGACGAGCUUUCCGGUGGAUGUACAGAAAACUCCAUAUGUGUCAACACUGUGGGAAGUUUUGUAUGUGGAGAUUGUGACGAUGGUUACAUUGGAAAUCAAACUUUUGGAUGCCGAAAAAUAGGCACGCAGUGUCCGGAUGGAAUUAUGGAAUGUGACAUCAAUGCAAGAUGUGUUUUGCGUAGAGGGAUAAAGGGAUUCGUUUGUCAGUGCUCUAUUGGGUAUGCCGGUGAUGGAUAUGUUUGCGGAAGGGACACAGACGUCGACAGCUGGCCCGAUGACAUUCUCUCCUGUAACGGUGUCAGGUGUAAGCAGGACAAUUGCCCUCUAAUUCCAAAUAGUGGUCAGGAGGACACCGACUUUGAUGGUUUAGGAGACGCAUGUGACGAUGAUAUUGACAACGAUGGUAUCAUCAAUUCACCGGACAACUGUCCGUACGUCGCCAACCCUAACCAGACCGAUGAUGACACCUCGGAUAUACAAGGCGAUGCGUGCGACAAUUGUCCCCGUAUUCCAAACGCCGACCAGAAGGACACCGAUGGUGAUGGUAUCGGGGACAUGUGUGACCCAGACAAGGACAAUGACGGGGUGUUCAAUCAGGAGGACAACUGCGAGUUAACACCAAACGCCGAUCAAACGGACACGGACGGGGACCAGUAUGGCGAUGCCUGUGACAAUUGCCCUUUCGUCCCUAACUCGGGCCAGAUAGACUCCGACAAUGAUCUCAUCGGCGAUCUAUGUGACUCUAACGACGAUGAUGACCAGGAUGGUGUGCAGAAUACAAACGAUAAUUGUCCUAAUGUUGUCAACUCGGACCAGACAGACACGGACAAGGACGGCACAGGAAACGCUUGCGAUGAUGAUGACGACAAUGAUGACGUACCUGAUGAAGAAGAUAACUGCCCCCUGGUGUUUAAUCCCGACCAAACUGAUACCGAUGGCGACUAUAUCGGUGACGUAUGUCAGGAAGAUAGUGACGGCGACGGAUACCCCGAUGCAGAGGAUGUCUGUCCGGAUAAUGGCGAGAUCCAUUCAACCGACUUCCGAGCCUUCCAUACUAUCAUCUUGGAUCCCGUGGGAGACUCACAGAUAGACCCCAAUUGGGUCAUCCUCAAUGAGGGAGCUGAGAUCGUACAAACCAUGAACAGUGACCCGGGGAUUGCCGUCAGUUACACACAAUUCAGUGGAGUCGACUUUAGUGGGACGUUUUUCAUCAACUCAGAGGUAGACGAUGAUUAUGCCGGAUUUAUAUUUAGUUAUCAAGACAACGCCCACUUCUAUGUCGUCAUGUGGAAGAAAGCUACACAGACGUACUGGCACCCGACGCCGUUCAGAGCAGUUGCAGAGCCUGGAAUACAAUUAAAACUUGUGAAAUCGGAAACUGGGCCUGGGGAGUUCCUCCGUAACGCACUAUGGCACACUGGUGAUACUAAAAAUCAGGUGAAGUUGCUCUGGGUUGAUCCUCGUAAUAUCGGAUGGAAGGAAAAAACUGCCUACAGGUGGGAACUCAUCCAUCGACCAGAGAUCGGGCUUAUUCGGGUGUUGUUCUUCGAGGAGGCGAGUCUGGUGGCCGACUCGGGGAAUAUAUUUGACAACACUUUACGUGGUGGCAAGCUCGGAGUGUUCUGUUUCUCACAGGAAAUGGUCAUUUGGUCAGACUUGGUGUACCGGUGCAACGAAUAUGUGCCGGAUGCACUGCUGAAUGAAGGUGCUGACCCGCUUGAACCAGGAACAGAUCUUGAAGAGGAACUCAAAAAUUCUAAUUCAUAAAACGUGACCGCAUCACAGUUAACGUUGUUAUGUGCUUUUUGAAAACAAUUUUCAUGUUGCUGGCUCAUAACUUAAUAGUAUGAUGUGCUUUUUGAAAACAAUUUUCAUUUUGCUGACUCAUAACUUAAUGAGAUGAAUCAUCAACUACAAAUUGGUGCUAACUUUAUGUUGAAUUUACUUGAUUGGAAAUGAGUGUAUUGGUAUUCAUUGUGUACAUAUUGUCUUAUUUGUAUAUACAAUGUGCAUGUACACUAUGAACCUCAUACUUACGGAUUUUAAAGACAAACCACUAUUUCAUAUGAUGUUUUGAGACAAAAUAAAAUGAAAUAUUUUACACGCAAAAAAACGUGUUUCUAAGUAAGUUAGAUAUUACAGGUACGUCCUGUUAGAGUCGAGGACAAACGUGUAUAGUACAAUGUUCUCAUUCAUUAAACAUGUUCAGGUAUCGUACAAUUUUAGCGCUUCUGUCUGAGUUGUAUAAAUUAUGAAUUGGUCGAGUAAGAGAGGAAACGCAGGAAACUUGUGUAAGCUAUCUUUAAAGAGACUGGUAUCUUUCUUAGCAACGUAAACAACGACCUAUUGUUCUAUAAAAUAACACUCAAGAUCUUAAACAGUAAUCUACCAACUUCUGUCGCUGAAAUUAUCCGCUAUGCUGUUCAAAACAAUAAUAAUUGUUAUAUGAUUCUUCAGAUUAGAUAGUUUCAUGUAAUGUUAAGCGUGUUUUGAUUGAUAUAACUACACGUAUACAGGUGUGUUAUGAAAAUAACAUGUCAAAGUUCGUUUAGCCUUGAGUUUACGAAAAAGAUCUCUUCAGUACGAUUAUGAAAGUGAAAACAAAAUGAUAUAAGGUAAUUGUUUUUAAAUCAUUUAUUCAACUUGUCAAUGAGAGACAUUUGCCUGAAAACUAGACAUAUUUUUCAGAUUAAUAUCGUAGACACUGUGACUUUCGACUUUCAGGUUUAGUUUCACUGUCUUUAUGUUGUAUUUUUGCCCCAUUCAUUUAAUUGCAUAUUAAAAAAAAAAAAAUUGAUAAAAUUGAACAAAUAAUUAUAAUAAAGUGCUGUUAAUCUCAAAUGUUUUCAUGUUCAUUCGGGUAUUAUUUGUUUACUAUAUAGAUAAGUUGCUUGUUUAUCCGGACCCGAUUGUACGGCGUUGUACUCAUUUUUUCAUGUGCAUAAUGUUAUGUGAAAUGUACAAAAAUGGCAAUAAAGUCAGUGUUUGUACCUAAA
Molecule: messenger RNA, 5067 nt
Organism: Pecten maximus
Lineage: Eukaryota; Metazoa; Mollusca; Bivalvia; Pectinida; Pectinidae
Product: cartilage oligomeric matrix protein-like
Exons: 24
Coding region: 239-3838 (1199 amino acids)
Biological process (GO): cell adhesion
Cellular component (GO): extracellular region
Molecular function (GO): calcium ion binding
Source: RefSeq, a predicted model, not a curated record